AUGAUCAAGAAUCCAGAUUAUACUAAUUUUGUUUGCUGUGCUGUUUGCAAUAAAAUAAUUCCACCAGCCCCUUUUGGGGAAACCUUCAAACGGAUCCAUGAAUACAAACCAUUUAAGACACGCUUUUACACGCAUAAAGACAUACUAAAUAUUGGAGCAAAUAUUCUGAGCCAAGAAGAGAAGGUUCAAGAGGUCUCACUCAAGGAAAGCAUUGAAAAGGCAGAAGCUAAAGUGUGGUUGCAGGCUACUGAACUCCAAAAACAAGCCGUGGAGAAAGCACUUGAAGACGCAAAUGACAGACACAGAUUCGAAAUGCAGUUGAUGGAAGAACAACAUAAAAAAGAGUUAAAGGAUGUGGAGGCUAAAACCAAGAAGGAGAUGUUCCAAAACAUGGAUGCUGAGCUGAAGAGAGAGAACUCGGCUGCAGAGCAACGCAUGGUCCACAGAAUCCAGAGGAUAAUGAUGGAAUGCCACAGGGAGAAGAUAGAGGCUGUGAAGAAGGCCAGGGAAGAAGAACGAAAGCUUGCCCAGGAAGCUGUCGAGGAAGAGAAAAGCAAAGUCAUGGAAAAACUUGUGCAUACUGGUGUAACAGCUAUUAAAGACCAGAAGGCAAGCUUUGGCCAGUUGAUUAAAGCAAAGGAACAUGAAAUGAGUACCUACUAUGGCAUGGCUCAGAGGCAGAAGCAAGAAGAAGUGCAAGAAGUGCUUCAAGAAGCGAGAAAAACACAUCAGGCCACUCUUGACAACGUGAUGUAUAAACUGGUUGACACCCAGGGGGAGCUGGUGUCUGUGGCAAAGCAGCUGGGAAUCAUGACAAACUGGAAAGAUUUUCUGGAGGAGGAGCUACAGGAAACCAGGGAGGCGUUUCAAAAGUACAUCAACUUCACCUUCCCCAAGCUCUCCCCAGGGCACGCUGACUUUAUCCUGCCGGAAAGGAAGAAAACACCUUCCAACCUUGAGAAAGAAAAUGAAUCCGGUGCUGACUAGAAAUCAUCAGCUGAAACGCCACAGCAAAAGACAGCUCUCCAAAGCCAAAUAAAUAUACUCA
Molecule: messenger RNA, 1048 nt
Organism: Meriones unguiculatus (Mongolian gerbil)
Lineage: Eukaryota; Metazoa; Chordata; Mammalia; Rodentia; Muridae
Gene: C20H6orf163
Product: chromosome 20 C6orf163 homolog
Exons: 5
Coding region: 1-987 (328 amino acids)
Source: RefSeq, a predicted model, not a curated record